Pristis pectinata (smalltooth sawfish) is the source of this 5205-nucleotide messenger RNA. Its product is annotated as mitochondrial 10-formyltetrahydrofolate dehydrogenase. The record is from RefSeq and is a predicted model, not a curated record. The transcript has 24 exons. Gene Ontology annotation, cellular component: cytoplasm. NCBI's taxonomy places the organism in Eukaryota, Metazoa, Chordata, Chondrichthyes, Rhinopristiformes, Pristidae. The coding region runs from base 17 to 2920 and encodes 967 amino acids. Gene Ontology annotation, biological process: one-carbon metabolic process; 10-formyltetrahydrofolate catabolic process; biosynthetic process. Gene Ontology annotation, molecular function: aldehyde dehydrogenase (NAD+) activity; formyltetrahydrofolate dehydrogenase activity.
CGCGGGCUCGGGCGGGAUGCGCGCCCCAGUCGCGGCGCUGCUGAUCCCGGGAGCCAUGCUGUGGGCGGCGGGGCCGGCCGUGCGGAGGCUCAGCACCUCGGCGAUUCACUACCAGAACAAGCUGAAGGUAGCUUUAAUCGGCCAGAGUUUGUUCGGGCAGGAGGUCUACAGCGGCCUGCGGAAGGAGGGACACAAAGUGGUCGGCGUGUUCACGGUGCCUGAUCGAGAUGGGAAGGCUGACCCUUUGGCGGUUGCUGCAGACAAGGAUGGGAUCCCGGUCUUCAAGUUCCCCAGAUGGAGGCUGAAGGGGAAACCUAUUACUGAUGUUGUUGAAGCCUAUAAAUCUGUCGGAGCAGAGCUAAACGUGCUCCCGUUCUGCAGCCAGUUUAUCCCUAUGGACGUCAUUAAUCACCCGCGGCAUGGAUCAAUAAUCUACCACCCGUCACUGCUUCCUCGCCACAGGGGUGCAGCUGCUAUAAACUGUGAAGGAUGCCUAGGAAAGCUUCUGGGAAAGGAGGCAGAGUUGUUGAAAAUCCCAUCCACGUUGCCACCGUCUGUGGUUGGGAUACAGAUUCUUGCGGAGUUUGUCACUGGAUUGAUGACGAUCCCUGGGAGAGAACCUCCAGAUGAUGGACUGGACACGGGCCCCAUUCUGCUGCAGAGGCAAUGUGAUGUGGACCCAAACGAUACCGUGGAUUCACUGUACAACCGCUUCCUGUACCCGGAGGGAAUAACCGCAAUGGUGGAAGCGGUACAGCUGAUUGCCGACGAGAAGGCACCCCGUGUCGCUCAGCCCGAAGACGGAGCGACGUACGAAGGGAUCCAGAGGAAAGAGAAUUCCAAGAUUUGCUGGGACCAGUCAGCAGAGUCCAUCCACAACUGGAUCCGUGGCCACGAUAAAGUACCUGGAGCUUGGACAGUCAUCGAUGGGCAGGUGGUCACUUUGUACGGUUCAUCCAUGUAUAAAGGUGCAGUCCCUUCAGGACAGCCGUUGGAGAUCAGUGGGGCCAGUAAGCCUGGCCUGGUAACCACCAAUGGACUGCUACUCUUUGGCAACGAUGGAAACAUGCUGGUGGUCCGAAACCUUCAGUUCGAAGAUGGGAGAAUGAUUCCUGCCUCCAAGUAUUUCUCUGCUGGUGACACGGUCGCUGUGGAGCUGACGGAUGAAGAGAAGAAAGUUGCUGAAGAUAUAAGGGCUAUCUGGAAAUCCAUUCUGAGCAACGUUGCUGUCAUUGAGGACUCCACGGACUUUUUCAAAUCUGGAGCAGCUUCCAUGGACGUGGUCAGGUUGGUCGAAGAAGUCAAACAGAAAUGCAGCGGCCUGCAGCUGCAAAACGAAGAUGUUUACAUGGCGGCCAAGUUUGAGGAUUUCGUUCAGGUGGUUGUGCGGAAGCUGAGAGGAGAGGAUGAGGAAGAGGAGCUAGAGGUGGAUUAUGUUACCAAGGAUGUAAAUGAUAUGACCGUGAAGAUGCCCCACCAGUGCUUUAUUGACGGCCGGUUUACCGACUCCGAGGACGGAAAGACCUACGAUACCAUCAAUCCCACCGAUGGCUCGGUGAUCUGCCAAGUGUCCUAUUCAUCAGUUGCUGAUGUGGAUAAAGCUGUGGCAGCAGCAAAAGAUGCAUUUGAGAACGGACAGUGGGGGAAGAUGAAUGCAAGAGACAGAGGGAGACUGCUGUACCAGCUGGCAGACCUGAUGGAAGAGCAUCAGGAAGAGCUGGCCACCAUCGAGGCCAUCGACUCCGGGGCCGUCUACACGCUCGCUCUGAAGACCCACGUCGGAAUGUCCAUUCAAACAUUCAGAUACUUCGCAGGAUGGUGCGACAAGAUUCAGGGCUCAACAAUCCCCAUUAACCAAGCACGCCCCAACCAUAACUUGACAUACACGAAGAAGGAGCCUCUGGGGGUGUGUGCGAUCGUCAUUCCCUGGAAUUACCCCCUCAUGAUGCUGGCAUGGAAGAGUGCAGCCUGCCUGGCUGCCGGGAAUACCUUGGUGCUGAAACCGGCACAGGUGACCCCACUCACGGCGCUGAAGUUUGCCGAGUUGGCUGCACGAGCCGGCAUUCCCAGAGGAGUCAUCAACAUCCUUCCCGGCUCAGGUGGCCUGGUAGGACAGCGGUUGUCCGAACACCCUGACAUCCGCAAACUGGGCUUCACGGGAUCCACUCCCAUCGGGAAACAGAUCAUGAAAAGCUGUGCCGUCAGCAAUCUGAAGAAGGUCUCCCUGGAGCUGGGCGGCAAGUCCCCACUCAUCAUCUUCAAUGACUGUGACCUUGACAAGGCAGUGAGAAUGGGUAUGGGAGCGGUUUACUUCAACAAGGGAGAGAACUGCAUUGCUGCUGGCCGCUUGUUCGUUGAAGAGUCGAUCCACGAUGACUUUGUUCACCGCGUGGUUGAGGAGAUAAAGAAAAUGAAAAUUGGUGAUCCCUUGGACAGGUCGACCGAUCACGGGCCGCAGAACCACAAGGCCCACUUGGAGAAACUGCUGGAGUACUGCGAGAUCGGGGUUAAGGAAGGAGCCACGCUGGUGUACGGGGGCAAGUGUGUCUCCCGGCCCGGCUUCUUCAUGGAACCUACCGUGUUCACUGAUGUGGAGGAUCACAUGUUCAUCGCCAAAGAGGAAUCCUUUGGACCGGUGAUGGUCAUUUCCAAGUUCAAAGACGGGGAUGUGGAUGGAGUGUUGCAACGUGCAAACGACACCGAAUUUGGUUUGGCCUCGGGAGUUUUCACCCGGGACAUCGGGAAGGCAAUGUACGUGAGUGAUGGGCUCGACGCUGGGACCGUGUUCAUCAACACUUACAACAAGACGGACGUGGCUGCUCCCUUUGGAGGUUUCAAACAGUCCGGAUUUGGGAAAGACCUGGGUGAGGAGGCACUCCAUGAAUAUCUCCGAACCAAAGCUGUGACGGUGGAGUAUUAGGUCCUCGUUACAAGAAUGUCUUCAUUUCCACCGACCCUUUGGCCAGACUUCAGCAGAAGAGAACCUGAGGAUUCAGCCUGGUUACAGCGGCGUCUAACAAAGGCAACUGUAUCCUACUGUUCAAUGCUCAGAAAACUAUAGUUUUUAGUUGCAGCAUUAGCUUAUACCCAAACCUUGCACAUUGAACACUGGGCUACAGUUGUAACUUACCAGCCUGUCAGUGUUGAGCCGCUUGAACCCCCCGAAUGGGGAGUUUCUUUCAGUUGGUGAUCUGGCCACUCAUUAUGUUGCAAAUUGCUGCAGUUUUCACAAGAUUUUUGUUUUCCCAACUGCAAAUAAUUUCACAAGUCCAUGUUUGGCAGUAUUUAACAAAACAUUUUUCCAAAAUUCCCAUUAUUCCUUGGUGUCUGAGAGUGGUGAUGCGGUGCAGUUGUGCCAGUGCAGCUGGGAACGUGUUUAUCAGCAAAGGAUGAUUUCAGAUCAGCUCCAGGCCCACCUGAGCAAUAGAUAACUGAAGCAACAUUUCAUAGCAACUGCAGGGAGCUGUUUGCUCGUCGCUGGAGUUCCAGCUAGGGAGAAGCUGCAGAUGGAAGUCCGUGUGGUUGAGGCUGUGGCUGGUUUUCUGAAGGACGACACAGAAACGACCUGCUGGCCUUGUGCACUAGUUUUGGGCAAGAACCAGGGCCACCUAACAAACUCCACGCCCUCCACCACUUGCCGUCUUUUAAUUGUAUAAAUUAAUGAAUGUUUGAAACAAAAAGUAAUCACUUUUUAAAACUUGGUACAGAUAAAAUGGCUGAGAAGUGGUUCAUUGAAUUAUUAUCCUAUUGUAUUAAUGCGGGGAAAUGCUUGCUCAUGUGUUAUGUCCGUUCAGAUGUUGUUGCUGUUAGAUUCAUUGGAUAAUCACAAUGAAGUGCCCUUAAUUUGGAUGUUUUUAGCCAGUGUAGAAGUCACCAUGAUCUAUGCACAUUUGAUCUAUGCACGAGCUUCAAAUCAGAAUAAUUUCCACAUUUGUGCCUCUGAACGCCAGCUCUCUCUGGGAGCAGUGCUUCUGUGAGGACACAAGUGGAGAGUGUGCUCUACAGUGAAUGUAAAAUCUGACAUCUACAUCCAGUAUGCCUCUUCUAGAAUACGCUGCAUAGAUUAUUCAAGUGUUUCGUUGAAGAAUGCAUGGUUCAUUUUGUUUCACUGGCCUGGAUAUCCAUUUGAAAACCAGCAAAAAGCUGCAGAUGCUGGAAAUCUGAAAUAAAAAAACAGAAAAGUGCUGGAAACACUUGGGCAGUAUCUUAGGCGAGAGAACCAGAUCACUGUUUCGGGUCAAUGACAUCAAGUGUGUUCACAGACGUGUUUUAAAUUGCACACUGGGGAGGGUGGAGAGAACAGAGCGGGCGUUGGGCUGGAGACGGUGAGAAUCCAGGUGACAGCAGUGUGUUGGUGCAUUCUCUGAGAGGCCAGGGGUUGUGUUCACUGCUCUCUCCGUCAGUACCGCCAGAGCUGUGUGACCAGGCACUGCCUCCCUUGCCUGCAGCCGCAUGAUCUCCUGGGAUCAGGGUGUGGAAAAACAAAGGCCAAAUAGUGCUCUGGAAAAUCUUGGGUGAUUGAGACUAGUGCAGGAAAUCGACUGACCCAGGGGUAACCUGGUGUUGGGGAGACAGUGAGUGCUGUGUCUGCUCGAGUGGAGCCUGCUUCCUCAUGAAGAGAGAGACACCAUCCUCCACGUCAGAUGGCAGUGAACACCAGAGGCUCUCUUUUCUCCAGGACACCCUCCCCACACCCUGCAAGGUUCCUCUAAUGUAUGUUUCAAAUCCUAUUGUGGAAAGUUAUGCAUCAAUGUAAAAAAUUUACAGUCCUAAUCUCAAAAUGCAUUGUGAUUUUAUUUUACUACAAGUAAAGCUUUGCUCUGCAUUCCAUCCGGUGCGAGAUCAGUUUUCUGUUGGGUUUUGGCUCCAUGUAAUGUUGAGCAUUUGCUGCCUACUCUUGGAUCAGUCGUCCCUGGCUGUUCUGGCACAUGGUUCCCUGAAGUAUCCAGAGUACGGGGUGUGUGAGAGUUCAACCGCCUCGAUGCCUGCUUGAUGUGAUUGCUGCCCAGUGGCUCUUUGGGUGGACCACUCCAUUUUACUGUAGAAUUUCUGUGUCUGGACUACAUCUGGUGAGGCAGAGAACAGUGCUGUACAGCAGCUGAGGGAUCUGGCAGCUGGUGCACAUUUGGCAAGAUUCACAUUUCCAGUCACUGAGAAGGGUCACUGACCUGUACGUGGAAACUCAAUAAAUAAAUCUCCCAGUAA